AUGGGAGCUGCCAACGGUGUUGCCGCGGACUCCGGUGUGGCUGCUUCUCCCUGGAGCUAUUUGGCCUGUGAAACGCCAUGCUGCGAUCAGGAGCACAGCUUUCUGGUGGAAAACCGCAACGCCGCGCGCUUGGGACUCUCCAAUUUUGAACCUCCACAUGCCGAGAUGGACAUCAAAGACUUCAAGUCCAAAGGCUUCACACGCAUGGAGAUCGUUUGUGCUUCGGAACUGGACACCUAUCGCAUCAACCGAUGGGCCAAGGACGAGAGUGAUGCCGAGCUCGCCAAACAGAUGGAAGGCUUACCACCUGCCCUGACCUCGAUGAUGGCCUUGGCACCGCCGGAGGGGUACCUGGCGGAUGGCCCAGAUGGUCAGUUGGUCCGAGACUUUGGAGAUACCACCGAGUUGGUCGACUAUGACGCACCCAACCGCCAAGCAUCCACAGCUUUGGGAGUACCUGGCGCCAUCAAUGUGUCUCAACUGCCAGCAGCUGCGCUUUUGCACUGGACGCCAAGGUCAUUGGCAGAGAAAGCGCCCAUCUUGAAAGACGUUUGGGUGAAAAACAGAUCGGCCACGGAGAUCAGCACUCGAUUCACGUAUUGUGUCCCGAGCCGAACGCUCGGCCCACUAUUGCGUGAGAAGUUGAUAUCGCACGAGGUGAUGCAGAUCGGGACUGAAGAAAUGCUUAAGGCAUGCAUUCAGGACACCAAGAAGCGCUACUUCUACUCUGGCUUGGCCGAAGGUGCAGACGGGCUGGUGCAUUCAGAUGCCAAAAAGUUGGUCGAAAGCUUCCUCAGAGCAGUGGAAGGGGUUCGCUCAAAAGCUACAACGCCGCCGGCUUCGCCAGCUUCAACUUCGGAGGCAAGGGCCAAUGUAUGGAUAUCGUGCCCGUUCACAGGGGCAUCCACCCACUACGACAUGGGCUACAACAUUGUUUUGCAACUGUUUGGCACCAAGACCUUCGAGCUGUUACCUCCAGAAGCAUUCGUGGAGCUCAACAUACCUCCAACAGGCCACCCCUUUGCACGUCAGGUCAUGAAAGAAGGUCGCCACAACUUCUCGAGGUUCCACCUGAAAAGAGGCGAUGCGCUGUAUGUACCACCGCUUUGGGCGCACAGAACGACUACUGGCGAAGGAGCCGAGCAGGAAGUCUCUAUCUCUUUGAACAUUUUUAUCGGUUCUGCCGCGGAGGAUGUGGCUGAGCAGCUUAAUGCAUUAGCACUGCCUUUCGAGGCAUCCUGGCCAUCGAAUACCAUGCAGUUUGCUGUGGCACUCUACUUGAAGGCCUUUCUUGACGAGGCCCAAGUAGAUGCAAGAUACUUGGCCGCACGAUGGGCAUUGGUGGAGCUGAAGGAGGAGCUGCCAGCGAACUGCACUGCGGUGAUCCCACAGUCCGAAUCAAUCCUGAAGCGAGGGAGAGAUGCCGCACUGCUUUUGCAGGCCCUUCCGCGCAAACAUCGCGCACCGAUCGCACUGGAUUAUGCGGAUGAUGUGCUUCUGGGCGUGCUGGAGGCCAAAGUGAUUCACAGCGUCAUCCGGGAGAUCCUUGGACGAAAGACCUGA
Molecule: messenger RNA, 1563 nt
Organism: Durusdinium trenchii
Lineage: Eukaryota; Dinophyceae; Suessiales; Symbiodiniaceae
Source: the annotation of a GenBank genome assembly